UGCUGUACCAGGAUUGCCGCAUGGUGCCCGUCACUGCCCCGUACGUGGCCGGGUUCUUGGCCUUCCGAGAGGUCCCUGUCCUGGUGGAAGCUGUCCAGAGACUUCAGCAGGAGGAGCCCCAGCUCCAGCCUCAGGUGCUUCUGGUAGAUGGGAAUGGCCUGCUCCAUCCCAGAGGAUUUGGCACAGCCUGUCACCUCGGAGUCCUGACGGACCUGCCGUGCAUUGGCGUGGCCAAGAACCUCCUGCAGGUGGAUGGCUUGGUCAGGGAUGAGCUGCACAGGGAGCAGGUUCGUUCCCUGCAGAGGUCAGGAGAGACAUUCCCACUGACAGGCACCUCAGGGAAGGUCCUGGGCAUGGCGCUGCGGAGCUACAACAACAGCUCCAAGCCGCUGUACGUGUCCGUGGGGCACCGUGUGAGCCUGGGCACGGCCGUGCGCCUCGUCAGGGCCUGCUGCCGCUUCCGCGUCCCGGAGCCCAUCCGCCAGGCUGACAUUAGGUCCAGGGAGUACCUUCGGAAGCUGCCCUGCGCUCCACAGGACGUGCUGGAGCCUGCCAGCCCAGAGAGCAGCAAAAAGGAGGCUGAAUUGGAGGAUUAGUCUGGUGCCAGAAGAAGGUGCAGAGCUGCUCUUCGCUGGGCCCUCUCCUGCACCAAAGCUGAGUGCUGCUGGGUGCAGGAGCCCAGUGCCACCCUGAGGGACAGCUGUGCCAGGCUGUGUCCCACAGGACAGCACCAGCCACUGCUCAGGGGCAAUCCUUGCAGCGAAUUUCUCAGGGUUCAUUUUCAAGUCCUGUUAAAGUCCUUGUGCAAGCAGAGGCUCACCUGUAAGUUUGCAGCACCUGGCUGGAGUCCUUGGGCUGCUGCAGGGGGUGAUUUACAGAGAUGCUGAGGUGUUCCCACUGCAGAGCCAGCCUGUGUCUCCCACCACACCUCUGGAACUGAGCCCUGCCUUCCCCCUGUCCCUGCAGCCUGGGCUCUCCUGUCCUCUGCACAUUCCCGGGGAGCAGCAGCCCUGUCCCAGCUGCAGCAGCCCUGUUCCAGCUGCAGCAGCCCUGUCCCAGCUGCAGCAGCCCUG
This is a messenger RNA of Cyanistes caeruleus (blue tit), 1073 nucleotides long. The record is from RefSeq and is a predicted model, not a curated record. Lineage: Eukaryota; Metazoa; Chordata; Aves; Passeriformes; Paridae.